Molecule: messenger RNA, 1465 nt
Organism: Caenorhabditis sp. 36 PRJEB53466
Lineage: Eukaryota; Metazoa; Nematoda; Chromadorea; Rhabditida; Rhabditidae
Source: the annotation of a GenBank genome assembly
AUGACGUCACUUUUGACCGAAUUCGACCUGUCCCUACUCAAUCCCGCCUACUUUUUCUUUCCAAUGAUCGGAGGCAUCAAUUGUGGAGUGCUACGUGGAUUCCAAGUGCAAUUCGGCAUUACCUCGCAUGUUUGCAUUGUGAGUUCAGAUGGGAAAACCUACAAUAUCCGAAAGUUCAGACCGUGUUCGCAUUCAUCAUUUGUAUGCAAGUACCCGCUUUGCUCUCCUGCUUCUUGUACCGACAUCAAGCGGCGGCUGGGUGUAGUCCCGACAAGGUGGCUAUUCAGAUUCGGACAAUAUCAGUUGGCACUAAAACUUGUACAAUUUCUUCUGUCCAAGUUUGGUGUCAAUUGAUUCAAUAUUCGACAAGUUGCCGUAAAUAGAAGAGCACCACAAAAUACCAGUUCAUUUAGAACAAUAUAUCUCAGCUGCUAUUGUAGAUGUGAAAAAGUGGUCAACUUAUAAAAUGUGCACAAUUUUAUAAUGAACAAUUUCUUAGUUGACAUCUUUCCGAUAUCUUCAGCGGCAGCUGAGAUAUGCCGUCUUGAACCUCGGGUAGUGGGCUUCCUGUUUACGGUGUCUGCCGACCAAGUUUCGUGUCAAUUGCAUCAUUUUUCGAUGAACCUAUCAAAAACGCCGUUUUUUCAGAGUUGGAAUCUAUCGAGAUUGCACAUAAUCGUCACCCUAUUCGUCUACCACUCUUUCCCCUUCCUCAUCGCAUUUUCACUCUACCACUCCGGCCUGUCUAUGGAAGAAAAGAAGAUUUCCCUUCAGUUGGUCGGUGGCCUAGAAUUCCCAUUUCAAGGCCAUGGUUUUCUCUUCCAGAACUAUCCGGACUGCGUCGAAUCGCUCAACGACUUCACCUUCGACACGUACGAUUAUAAACUCAAUUCGACAUUUGUCGCGUUCGGCAUUCUGAUCUCAAUGUACUACAUAAUGGCCGGUGCGAUCGGGAUCGGGCUCUCGUGGCGCACCGGACAGAUUCUGCACAGAUAUCGAUAUAUUAUGUCGGCGCGAACGUACCAACUACACAAAAGUUCACUCGUCACACUCACCGCUCAGGUUUUUUUCUUUGCUUCUUGCCACGCCUCCUUUUCACGUAUCUGAAUGUUUUUUCAGGUGUCCGGACCGACUCUGGUCCUCGGCAUUCCGGUUUUUGUUGUCUACAUUGUGGUCGCCAGUCAAAUGGCCCAGUUACACUGUGAGUUUAUGGCGUCUUUGACAAAAUUGCGUGUAUUUGUGCGCGUUUUCAGCCCUCGCCGCCACCGCCCCAUUCUUCAUUUCGAUGCACUCGGCAAUUUCGACAAUUUGCACGAUCAUGACGACUCCCACGUACAAAAGUUAUGUGAAAACCAAGUGGGAAAGCGUAGGCGUCAACACUUUUUGGAAAAGUCCGAACAAACCGAUGGCCAGCCCGAUGGCAAUGAAUCGGCCGGCGAUCAGUGCGGUUCACACGGUUUUCUGA